Molecule: messenger RNA, 691 nt
Organism: Vigna unguiculata (cowpea)
Lineage: Eukaryota; Viridiplantae; Streptophyta; Magnoliopsida; Fabales; Fabaceae
Product: Calcium-binding EF-hand family protein
Molecular function (GO): calcium ion binding
Source: RefSeq, a predicted model, not a curated record
GUCACAAAGAGCACUACUAAUCUUUAGAGGGAAAGUGAGAGAGAACAGAAUGGGAGUGGUAAUAAUCGACGGCACCACCGUGAGCGACUUCGUCAACGACACCGCCGCGUUCACGAAGUCCGUGGACGAUCAGUUCGCGGCGCUGGACCUCAACAACGACGGCGUGCUGUCGCGGUCGGAGCUCCGCAAGGCGUUCGAGUCCAUGCGCCUCAUCGAAGCGCACUUUGGCAUCGACGUGACCACUACGCCGGAGAAGCUCGCCACGCUUUACGACUCCAUCUUCGACAAAUUCGACGUCGACCGGAGCGGUACCGUGGACCGCGACGAGUUCCGAGAGGAGAUGAAGAAGAUCAUGUUCGCCAUCGCCGACGGCCUCGGCUCCUUCCCUAUCCAGAUGGUCCUCGAAGACGACCCCAACAGUCUCCUCCAGAAAGCCGCGGAUCUCGAAGCUUCCAAGACCUGAAUGAAAACGGUGACGUUUCUAUGCUUACGAGACACGAAUAGAGACGGCGGCGUUUCAGGAUUCCGUGAACUGAAACGACGGCAAUUGAAACGCCGCCGUUUUAGAUUUGGUAACUGUGUUUGACCGUGUGCCUUCGUGUGGUAACUUUGUUUUUUUUUCUUUUUCUCUUAAUAAAGGAUUUAUGUUGAGAUUAGUGUGCUUGAAUAAAAAAGUAAGGGUUGAAUAUUA